Molecule: messenger RNA, 1210 nt
Organism: Hyalella azteca
Lineage: Eukaryota; Metazoa; Arthropoda; Malacostraca; Amphipoda; Hyalellidae
Exons: 3
Coding region: 223-1035 (270 amino acids)
Source: RefSeq, a predicted model, not a curated record
AUUAUUCCACUAUUAGAUCGUGACUACUAUUUGUUCCACUCGCGAUUGAUUAUUUAGAGAUUUGACAAGUCAUAUAGCUCAACUUUAGAAUGUUUCAGAAAUUUCUAACUGACGUUCUAAAGUGUCAUAGUUAGAAGAUAGUCGAGGUCUUGUGGCCUAGCUUGGCGAAUUCAAAUUUUCGAAUAACAAAUUCUAUUGUGAUCUUUUUGCUCUCAAUUAACGAUGCCUAACCACCAUUGCAUUGACGACGUCGACGUUCCACAAUACUCUUAUUCGAAGCCUGAAGCCGAGAACUGCAGUAGCCGACACUCACCAACGAGCGUUUACGUCUCCAACACCGACGAGCGUCUUCCUGCACUUUACGCAAGCGUUUUCCGCUCGGUGUCGCCUUACAGAGGUGAAGAGAACUAUGGGCAAAUCUCUCCUACACUGACAAUUUCAGAGGUCUCCUCAUUGUCUACGUCUAAGUCGAAAUCGUGCAACAACAGUAGUAGCAGCAGUGACACUAGUUAUUCAGGUCCUGAUUUUGAAUAUGUUGGAACGAACGUCGCCCAUCCAAGGGACAAACGGCCUGUUCAACGUUCAAGCCGAUGUUCCACCAGUGAAUUUAGAAAGGUUAAGAGUUCUCUGAAUACCUACUCGUCUGUGAUAAUGUCGCGGGUGGCUGACGCCAUGGAGAAGUUAGAGACUGAUCGCUCAGAGGAAGACAUAUUUUGCGAGUAUCUAAAAAAGCGCCUGCAGGAUCUGGGUCCACAUGAAAAACGAAGAACCAUUUACAAGCUGCAUACAGUAAUGGCUAAUGAGCUUGACGAGAACGGCGCUUGCUGGGUGCCUUCUAAUGAACGAUUGCAAGCUCCAGCAUCCGUCGUAGAGCUGGAGAAAGGCCUUGAAAAGCUUCUAAGUAAAUUAAACAGAUUCGAACAUGAAUUGAGAAGUAAAUUCAACGAAGUCGAACAUGAAAUGCAAAGUAAAUUAGACGAAGCCAGACAAAACGUGUGCUACUCGGAAAACGUCGAAGUGGUGCAAGAUGUCUGAAGCCUUAUUUUCGUUUCUGAGAAUACUUCAUCUGACGUUGAUAUAACGUCGAAGUAAAUUUGUUUCAACGAAAUUAGCUCAUAAUCAGCGUUGUUUCAAUGUCAUUAGCUUGGAAGCAACGGCUUGUUUUAAGAAUUUUAUAACCUGGACAUUCUCUCCUAAUCCAUGUUGUNGC